AUAUGUGUACAUUUCCGCCGAAUCAAAAGGAGUACACUAUAAGCCGAUGUGGAGGGUUGACGACAUGAACUGCUGCCCCGACAACGACGACAGUGAUGAUGAUCCGUGGCACUCCCCGCAGUCAGUGCAGCAAAGACAGUUACUCGGACGCCACUACAGGGCUGGAGCAGAACCAGACCAGAUCUUCACCAUCCAGGUGUACGACAUCAGAAACACCAAUCAGGUCGUCCCGGCAAAGUACGAGUCGUUCCCUAUCGACAGGACCUCAAGCUGUACCAGCACCACAGGUCACAUCCGGUCCAUAGCAGACAGGUAUGGGGUACCUCUGGACACCAUCUACACAGACCGGAGGGAGACCGAGGCGGUGAUUUAUGACGACCGUGACCUUCAUCUUGUGUUCAUUGAUGUCAGAGCUCAGGAUUACAGAGCUCCUUCGUCCAACUACACAGAACAAGGCUGUGUAGGCAUUGGUCCCAAGCGAACUGUUGCUUUCUUGAAGAAACUGAUUUGUCAAAGUGAAAAUUUUCAAGUUGGUGAAAACGUUGGUUUGUUUUAUAGCAAACUACGCUUAGAUGAUGAUGCAGCUAUUGGUGCGUGUGUGAAGUUCGGGGAUCAUUUGCUUUGUGUUGAUGAAUUGAAUUUACAGGUUUCGUGCUUCCAUCGUCCGAAGCGGCAAGUUGAGAAUAAGUAUAUACUGAACUGUUUGAAUACCGCCAAUGUUGGGGAAAUUAGGAACAGGUUCAGGGAAACGUUCCAGGAGGACUUUCCGGGACUUCAAACUGGAGCUGAGGGUAUCUGGUUUACACAGGGGAAGAAUGUCCUCAAAGACAAAGACUUUCUGUUCAUCACCACUUCACUUCGGCAACAGUUACAGGAUAGAGGGAGGAUGGUGGUUCACGUAAAGCCACCAACAUGCUUCCCAGUUGUAAUCAAACUCCUGGGCUCGAACUCGAAAGAGGCUGUCCACCACGUCCUCGUCGUGCCACCAGACAUCACUUCCUCCGAGUUUAGGUGCGAGGCCUCCAUUCUGGUUGAACAUCCGCCAAACGCCCUUCAUUUACUCAUAAACAACAGAAAGCUAAGAAAGUCUACGAUGAUAGAGGAAACUGGGUUUGUUCCGAAUUGCACUGUAAGUGUUACAGUUGCUAAGAAGAUUGCUGUGAACAUAUGCAUCGAUAUGGGCAUGUCAAUUCUGAAGAACGUUCAGGUGAAGUUGUACAAAUUAGACACAGUCUCAGAUCUGAAGAGGCUUCUCUCUAGACAAAUACAUGUUAACCCAGCCAACCUCCAGAUGUUCUUUGAGGACAAGGAAGUCAUCAAUGAAAGACAGUUGAUGGAGUAUCGCAUACGAGACGGUGAUACGCUGCUUGCUGUGCACUUCCAGGAUUCUAUCCAUCUCAUGAUUCGCCAACCAGGUAUUCCGCCAUCUUGUUUGACUGUGGAGAAUUUUAGACUAUGCAAAGUCAAAAAGGUUAAGACGUUUCUAGCACAGGUUCUGAAGACAAACAGCGAAAAUGUGAAUAUAAUUCAUAUGGGAAGAUGCUUAGGAGAGGACGUCAGCCUUGGGGACGCUGGGUUGUUUUCGGAGGACACACUGUUGAUUCCAAGGGUCAUCCAGGACGAUUCCAGAGAAGAAGAGGUGAAAAGGGUCUUCGUUUCCACGUGUGACGGAACAGUGCGAGUCACGAUGGCAGUUCUCAGGGCAGGCGUAACAUUUUAUGCACCAGAUGGCAUCUCAGUCCAACGUAUUGAAGAACAGUUAUCUACCAGACGCAGCAGAAACUGGUCACAAGGAUUGAUGCUAGGAAGCAUACUGUUGUCCAGGUCAUCACCGAGAGGAUCUUCCUCUAGCAUCCAGUCCUUACAGCAGAGCUUCAGAACACUCUUUGAGGCAUCCACCGAGUCUGAAUCAAGUCACACCGAGAAGUCACCUUGCAUCCAACUCCACAGUAGUCCUGACACGUCAAAGUCCAAAAGGAUGCUGAAUCGUCCCUCACAGAAACUGACCCUCCCUGGCCACCAUUCCGAACCAGACAGCACAGCCUUAAAACGGUUCACCUUGUGCAAGGAGCUUGCACAGGAGGGUGACAAGCUUAUGUUCCGAGAGUCGUCCUUGUAUGAGGAAGACGUAUCUCAAGGUGGCUCCGACAGACGAUUCCCGUCUUCGGAGCACACAGUCAACCCCACGUCCCCUGACGUUGACGUAUCCGACACUGAUACUCCCAGGUUCUUCCGAUCACCUAGUCUUCUGUUUCCGCCACAAGCCAUACCAAACUCUAUCCUAGAAGGUGUCUCUCUCGAACUAGGUCACACUUGGAAGAGGGUUGCACUAAUACUCGGGAUGUCUCACUCAGACCUGGAAAACCUGGAAUAUCGUCACCAUGGUAACCUACACGAGCAGGCCCUACAGGCUCUGCUGCUAUGGAAACAGCGUGAAUCGAAGAAGGCGACCGUAGCUAAACUGAAAGAUGCCUUGAAAGAAUGUGGUCUGACCCUAGUUGCAGACGCCAUCAAUGAAAACAUCAAAUAUGAAACAACAUGAACUAUACAAUUGCGACAUGCUAUGGAAUCCUCAUCUAAAACGCACACACUUUCAUAUUGAUUAAUAAUAUAAAGUCAUCCUGAGUACCGUAUUCGAAGUAAUAAGCGCCAAGGGCGCGCUCGAAAUUAGUAAUAGGGGGCUCUUAUUAGAAUAUUACUUUGGUGAAAAAAAACAGAAUUGAAAGAUAAAUUUCGUGGAUUAUGCUGACAGCCUGAAAUGUUU
Molecule: messenger RNA, 2764 nt
Organism: Haliotis rufescens (red abalone)
Lineage: Eukaryota; Metazoa; Mollusca; Gastropoda; Lepetellida; Haliotidae
Exons: 4
Coding region: 47-2542 (831 amino acids)
Biological process (GO): positive regulation of extrinsic apoptotic signaling pathway; TRAIL-activated apoptotic signaling pathway
Cellular component (GO): CD95 death-inducing signaling complex; cytoplasm
Molecular function (GO): death receptor binding; caspase binding
Source: RefSeq, a predicted model, not a curated record